AUGCACGCCAACAAAGAGGAGCCUUCUAGAACUCAUAGCCCAAGAUGCAACACUGGCCUAAAACAAGCUAUUGGCCCGAUAAACAGAGGCCCUGACGGAGACCCUCAACAAGCUCCCUCAGCAACUACAAGCGGUAAGUCCAUCUCACUCUUCAAUCAUACAAAUAGAGGAUGCCACAUUUGCGAUGGAACACAUGAGCCAAGGCAAUGCAUAACCCAAGAGGAUUCUUCCAGGGAGGUGAACUACAUGGGAGCUCAGAAUCGCCACAGAUUCCUAGGGUACAACCAAGGAGGACUGUCGGGAUUCAAACAAGGGAGGAAUUUUACACAGGGCUUAAGCUGGAGGAAUCAUCUAAGGAACCAAUUCAAGAAGGAGCAAAGAAGUCAACUUGUCCAGAAUUCCAACCAAGGGGUCGAUCUUUAUGAGAAGACUAGUAAGCUUGAGGAGACACUAAAUCAAUUCAUGCAGAUAUCCAUGCCCAACUAUAGGACCACAAAGUCAUCCAUGAAGAACUUGGAGAUACAAGUGGGACAAUUAGCCAAAGAAAUGGUUGAAAGACACACUAGCAGCUUUGGAGUCGACACGGAGAAGAACCCAAAGGAGGAAUGCAGGGUAGUGUUAACUAGAAGCAAGAGGAGAGUGCAAGAAGAAGAAGAAGAGAAAGCUGAAGGGGACCAAUCUGAGGAAGGAAGGGCAGACAAAGAAGAAGAGAAGGAGGAAGAAGAAGAGAAAAGGGAAGAAGAAGUGGAGAAGAAGGUAUUAACCUCUAAGACUAAAAGGGCUGGAGAUAACCAUGCCAUUUGGGGAAACCUUGCAGUAGAUGUUGCUCUACACCAAUUCAUGAAGGACAUCCUCACCAAGAAGGGGAAGUACAUUGAUAAUGAAAGCAUUGUGGUGGAAGGCAACUACAGUAUGGUGAUACAGAGGAAGCUGCCCAAGAAAUUUAAAGACCCCGAGAGCGUGACAAUCUCUUGCACCAUAGGGAACGAAUCAGUAGGGAAGGUCCUCAUUGACUUAGGGGCAAACAUCAACUUGAUGCCCCUAUCAAUGUGUAGAAGAAUUGGAAACCUGGAGAUAGACCUUACCAAGAUGACACUCCAGCUCGCAAAUCGAUCAAUCACUAGACCGUACAGGGUAGUAGAAGAUGUCCUCGUCAAAGUCCACUACUUUACCUUUCUGGUAGAUUUUGUCAUCAUGGACAUAGAAAAAGAUACAAAGAUUCCUCUUAUCUUAGGCAGACCCUUCAUGCUAACUGCCAACUGCAUGGUAGAUAUGGGGAAUGGUAAUAUGGAAAUGAGCAUUGAUGACCAAAAGGUAACCUUCAACCUUUUCGAAGCAAUUAAAUACCCAGAGGAAGAUAGGAGGUGCUUCAAGGUGGAGGAGGUCGAUAAAGAAGAUGUCAAGGGGACCAAUUUUGAAGAAUUGAAAAGCGAGAGUCCAUUCGAGAAGACCAAGGUGGAGCUGAAGAUCCUACCCAACCACCUAAAGUAUGUGUUCUUAGAGGAGAACGAGACCAAGCCUGUGGUGAUCAGCAAUGAGCUAACAGCAAAGGAAGAGAACAUGUUGGUGGAUGUCCUCAAAAGACACAAGGAGGCAAUAGGGUGGCACAUAUCUGAUCUAAAAGGAAUCAGCCCUGCCUACUGUAUGCACAAGAUAAUGAUGGAAGAAGACUAUAGACCAAUCAGACAGCCCUAG
Glycine soja is the source of this 1695-nucleotide messenger RNA. RefSeq lists its product as uncharacterized. Lineage: Eukaryota; Viridiplantae; Streptophyta; Magnoliopsida; Fabales; Fabaceae. Bases 1 to 1695 code for a protein of 564 amino acids. The record is from RefSeq and is a predicted model, not a curated record. The transcript has 3 exons.